GAUGUCGUCACUUCCUAGGAGGUCGCCCUCUGCAUCCGGGUCAGCAGCUGCCGCUGCCGCUGUGGCCGAGGGUCUGGUCCUGGGUCUUACCGCUGUUGAAGGAGAGCGGGCUCCGCUCGACGCUACGUUCUGCGACCUGGCCGUCCGCCCCACGUCGCCGGCCUGGAGGGGCGAAGAAGACGAGGAGGCCAAGGCUUCCUCCGGGGACAUUGGCUCUCCGGAUUAUCAGGAGUUUGUAGUUGACAUAGAGUCCAGGCUAAGAAUGGAAGGUGUAGAACUUAAGGAAGAAUGGCAAGAUGAAGAUUUUCCAAUACCAUUACCGGAAGAUGAUAGUAUUGAAGCAGAUGUAUUAGCUGUAACUGGACCAGAGAGUCAGCCUGGCUCACUAGAAGUUAAUGGCAAUAAAGUGAGAAAGAAACUAAUGGCUCCAGAUAUUAGCCUGACCCUGGACCCUAGUGAUGGCUCUGUGUUGUCAGAUGAUUUGGAUGAAAGUGGGGAGAUUGACUUAGAUGGCUUAGAUACACCAUCGGAGGAUAGUAAUGAAUUUGAGUGGGAAGAUGAUCUUCCAAAACCCAAGACUACUGAAGUUAUUAGGAAAGGCUCAAUUACUGAAUACACAGCAGCAGAGGAAAAAGAAGAUGGACGGCGCUGGCGUAUGUUCAGAAUUGGAGAACAGGACCACAGGGUUGAUAUGAAAGCAAUUGAACCCUAUAAAAAGGUUAUCAGCCAUGGAGGAUAUUAUGGAGAUGGAUUAAAUGCCAUUGUUGUGUUUGCUGUCUGUUUUAUGCCUGAAAGUGGUCAGCCUAACUAUAGAUACUUGAUGGACAAUCUCUUUAAGUAUGUUAUUGGCACUUUGGAGCUGUUAGUAGCAGAGAACUACAUGAUAGUUUAUUUAAAUGGUGCAACAACUCGAAGAAAAAUGCCCAGUCUGGGAUGGCUCAGGAAAUGUUAUCAACAAAUUGAUAGAAGGUUACGGAAAAACCUAAAGUCUCUAAUCAUUGUACAUCCCUCUUGGUUUAUCAGAACACUUCUGGCUGUUACAAGACCAUUUAUUAGCUCAAAAUUCAGCCAAAAAAUUAGAUACGUCUUUAAUUUGGCAGAACUAGCGGAACUUGUCCCCAUGGAAUAUGUUGGCAUACCAGAAUGCAUAAAACAGUAUGAAGAAGAAAAGUUAAAAAAGAAACAGAAAAGAGUUGAUCAAGAGCUUAAUGGAAAACAAGAUGAACCGAAAAAUGAACAGUAAGUUUGGCAUCUAGUCCAAACAUGACUGAAGAAUGUGCUGAUGAAGCAGUGCUUUUUUUUUUUUUUUUUUGCAUUUAUAAUGCAUUUAUUGGUCCUGGUUUUUAUGUAACCUGUUACAGAAUUGACUUGACUUUUUCUUAAUGGACUUUUGUAUGAGGGACUGUUCACUGCUGUAUUGGUUUGCAGAUCUCUUGAAUUUAGCUCUUUACUAGCUACUUGUAAUCAUUUUAUAUUUUAUAUUGCUAAAUAGCAGAGAACCACACUUUAUAUAAAGCAGUUUUUGGAUUUGUUUGUUAAAUAAUGUGUCUUCUUCAGUAAAAUAUUUAUAUGCCUAAAUGGAAAAGGAGAGAGAUAAUAUAUAUUUUUAUGUUUUUGAGCAAUAUUUUUUAAUGUAUACCUUUCAUGUGGAAGAAUAUGCAGAUAAAUAAGACCAUGGUUUUGUAAAGUGCAUGUUAGAAUUUUUGUUUUUGUAAAUGGUUCAAUACAUGUCCUGGGUCACUUAGAAAAUAUGCUCAUAAGGUGAGGGACAGUUAAACUGGUUCUCAUGAAUAUCCAAAGGUUAUGUACAUAAUCUAAGUAGAUUAGUACCACUCUGAGCUUUUUUCCCCCUUAACAUUUGUUGUUUCUUAAUUCAGAUACACAUACUCAAGUGUAUUAUGCACUUUUUCCUUUUUUAACUUAAAAGACAAGUCAAAAAGACAUUUUUAGAAUUAGAGAAUUUAAGAGGUUCAGAAUUGGGGGUUGUGUAUGUAUAUAUUGGACAUUUUAUCUUUUGGCUAAAAGUCAGAAAGAACUUCAUUAAAAUUUUUAGGUCUGUUCACUAAUGUGAAAUAAACUGUGUGUCCAGGGUAUCACUUUCCUGAAUUUGUGUGAGGGCAGUGUAAUAUUCAGAGAAUGUGGUGAGUUAUUCAUUGUUAAUACUUUUCUUUAGAAAACAGGGGCUGCUUUAUUUAGUUGUCUUCAAUGUGGGCACUUUACCAAAAUACUUUCACAUCAGGUGUUUGACCUAACCCAUGGUUUGUUUUCACAUUUUCUGUUGAAUCGUCUUGACAGUACUGUAAAUUAAGUUAUUUUGUAAGUCUUAGAGCAUCAUCAUAUUAUGCUGUUUUGGAUGACACAUUUGGUGUAAGCAUAUAAACUUGUUUAAUUUGGUAAGAACCUUGACUCUACAUUGAAAUUGUACUUAGGUUUCCAAAUAGAACUAAUUACCCACAAAAUCAUCCAAAAACAACAGAUUGGUCUACUACUACGUCAUAUACUUGUGUGGCUCAUAUAUUUGGUAAACUUAAUACCUUCCUCAUUUAAGGUCAUACCACGCUUCAGCUGUUCCUAUAAGGUAAUUUACAAAAGAGUAGCAAAAUUGAGGUCAGUGAGAGCUAAACUGUUAGGAUUUAUUCCGUCCUAGCCCGAACACACAUGUGGCUCUGCCCCCACCCCCCCAAACCUCCCACCCUGUUGUUGGUCACACUCAUGACAUGUGGAAGUUCCCAGGCCAGGGAUCAAAUCCGAGCUGCAUCUGUGACCUGCACCACAGCUACAACAACACAGGAUCCUUAACUGCUAUGCUGGGCAGUUUCCAACCAGAAAUGCCACAGAGACAAGGCAGAUCAUUAACCCACUGUGCCACAACAGGAACUCCACACGUGUUGCUGUUUUUAGCAUAAUGUUUCUAGUACAAAAGAGAAUUUUCCUUUACUUUUUGUCCUCCUCAGUCUUGACACACUAACCUGAGUCCAAUUGUGGGAGGUGGUGGAGGAUUCCCAGGAUGAGACUUUUCCUCAGCAGCCUCCUGACUUAAUUGGAGCCAGCAGCUGUAGACAGAUGCUGAACUAAUAUCAUUUUAGUGAAUAAAGCCAAAGCUAUCAUUCCUUGCUCCAAUCUUAGAAAUACUUUGUGUUCAAAAAGCAAACUAACAAUAACAACUUAGGCAUUCCUUUUGAUUUUAACAUAUGAGGAUGAAUAAUAUGAAUAAAAGAUCAUACUGAAUUUAAUUGUGAUUAGAGUCUGUAUUCGUAGAGCACUUUAAGUAGUCUUUCAUUUAUAAAUUUGUAUCUCACUCAAACUGGGCUAACCUUUUUAAAUGGGUGGCUUCCCUCCACAUUACCCAAUUCUUCAUUUUCUACACUACUGUUUAUUGACUUGGUUGCUUCUGCAAGCCUUGUUCCUUUAGAACAUUAAAAUUUAGAGGGAACAGUGAUAGCAUUUAGGAUAUAACCAAAGAGAUGUGCUAUGAAUUACUAGGUUUAAAAGGCCAUCUGUUCUAACCUACACAUUAAUGGAAUCUGGUAUAGGGACAUACCCUGUAACGUUGGGAUUUAGGCUUUGGAGUGCUUCUUUUUACUCAAGAGUUUCUCAUAUAAAGUAAUUGGAUUGUG
Messenger RNA from Phacochoerus africanus (Common warthog), 3617 nucleotides. It is a transcript of the gene BNIP2, whose product is annotated as BCL2 interacting protein 2. Lineage: Eukaryota; Metazoa; Chordata; Mammalia; Artiodactyla; Suidae. Gene Ontology annotation, biological process: apoptotic process. The record is from RefSeq and is a predicted model, not a curated record. The coding region runs from base 2 to 1243 and encodes 413 amino acids. Gene Ontology annotation, cellular component: cytoplasm. The transcript is spliced from 11 exons.